CUGCCCUCGAGGGUCGGGAGCGGCGCGGCCGCCCGGCAGGCCGCGCCAGUGCUGGGACCUUUAGAGGCCCCUCCAACCUGAAAGCACGCUCGCGGACGCCAUGCGGUGGGCUCUGACGUCCCUGUCGGUGCCGCCACCUCUACUGCUGCUCCUGCUGCUGCUGCUGCUGCUGGGGUGCGGGCCGCGGGCGGCCACUGGCGGCGGGGCCGGCGGGGCCGCGGGCUACACACCGGUGAAGUACGUGCAGCCCAUGCACAAAGGACCCGUGGGGCCGCCCUUCCGCGAGGGCAAGGGCCAGUACCUGGAAAUGCCUCUGCCGCUGCUGCCAAUGGAUCUGAAAGGAGAGCCUGGCCCCCCUGGGAAACCUGGGCCUCGGGGGCCCCCUGGCCCUCCUGGCUUCCCAGGAAAACCAGGCACUGGAAAGCCAGGGCUACAUGGGCAGCCUGGCCCCGCCGGCCCCCCUGGCUUCUCCCGGAUGGGCAAGGCUGGUCCCCCAGGGCUUCCGGGCAAGGUUGGACCACCAGGGCAGCCAGGGCUUCGUGGGGAGCCAGGGAUACGAGGGGACCAGGGCCUCCGGGGCCCACCGGGGCCCCCUGGUCUCCCUGGGCCUUCAGGCAUUGCUGUUCCUGGGAAACCAGGCCCCCAGGGGGUGCCAGGGCCACCAGGAUUUGAGGGGGAGCCAGGGCCCCAGGGGGAGCCUGGGCCCCCAGGUGAUAGAGGCCUCAAGGGGGAUAAUGGGGUGGGUCAGCCAGGGCUGCCUGGGGCCCCAGGUCAGGGUGGUGCCCCUGGACCGCCUGGCCUCCCUGGUCCAGCUGGCUUGGGCAAACCAGGUUUGGAUGGGCUUCCUGGGGCCCCUGGAGAUAAGGGUGAGUCUGGCCCUCCUGGGGUGCCUGGACCCAGGGGGGAGCCAGGGGCAUUGGGCCCAAAGGGGCCCCCUGGGGUAGAUGGUGUGGGGAUCCCAGGGUCGGCAGGGGUGCCAGGGCCACAGGGCCCAGCAGGGGCCAAAGGGGAACCAGGAACUCGGGGUCCCCCUGGCCUCAUAGGGCCCACUGGCUAUGGUAUGCCAGGACUACCAGGCCCCAAAGGGGACAAAGGUCCAGCUGGGGUCCCAGGGCUCUUGGGGGACAGGGGUGAGCCAGGUGAAGAUGGAGAACCAGGGGAGCAGGGCCCACAGGGCCUUGGAGGCCCCCCUGGACUUCCAGGGUCUGCAGGGCUCCCUGGAAGACGAGGGCCCCCGGGGCCUAAGGGGGAGGUAGGGCCUGGAGGACCCCCAGGAGUGCCUGGCAUUCGGGGUGACCAGGGGCCUAGUGGCCUGGCUGGGAAACCUGGGCUCCCAGGAGAGAGGGGACUUCCAGGGGCCCAUGGACCCCCUGGACCGACUGGGCCCAAGGGCGAGCAGGGUUUCACAGGUCGCCCUGGGGGACCGGGGGUGGCAGGAGCCCUGGGACAGAAGGGUGACUUGGGGCUUCCUGGGCAGCCUGGCCUGAGGGGCCCCUCAGGAAUCCCAGGACUCCAGGGCCCAGCUGGCCCUAUUGGGCCACAAGGUCUGCCAGGCCUGAAGGGUGAACCAGGCCUGCCAGGGCCCCCUGGAGAGGGGAAAGUAGGGGAACCUGGCAUGGCUGGGCCUACAGGGCCCCCUGGAGUCCCCGGCUCCCCAGGACUCACAGGCCCUCCUGGCCCUCCGGGGCCUCCUGGUCCCCCUGGCGCCCCUGGGGCCUUCGAUGAGACUGGCAUCGCCGGCCUGCACCUGCCCAAUGGUGGAGUGGAGGGCGCCGUGCUGGGCAAGGGGGGCAAGCCGCAGUUUGGGCUGGGCGAGUUGUCAGCCCACGCCACACCCGCCUUCACCGCUGUGCUCACCUCGCCCUUUCCUGCCUCAGGCAUGCCUGUUAAAUUUGACCGGACUCUCUACAAUGGCCACAGUGGCUACAACCCAGCUACCGGCAUCUUUACCUGCCCUGUGGGCGGGGUCUACUACUUUGCCUACCACGUGCAUGUCAAGGGCACCAAUGUGUGGGUGGCCCUGUACAAGAACAACGUGCCAGCCACCUACACCUACGACGAGUACAAGAAAGGCUACCUGGACCAGGCGUCUGGUGGGGCGGUGCUCCAGCUGCGACCCAACGACCAGGUCUGGGUGCAGAUGCCCUCGGACCAGGCCAAUGGCCUCUACUCCACCGAGUACAUCCACUCGUCCUUUUCAGGGUUCUUGCUCUGCCCCACAUAACCCGUGGGGCCCUGCUGCCCAGGCCUCCUCCUCCUUAGUGGUAGAGAGAAC
Molecule: messenger RNA, 2275 nt
Organism: Molossus molossus (Pallas's mastiff bat)
Lineage: Eukaryota; Metazoa; Chordata; Mammalia; Chiroptera; Molossidae
Gene: COL8A2
Product: collagen type VIII alpha 2 chain
Exons: 4
Coding region: 101-2224 (707 amino acids)
Molecular function (GO): protein binding
Source: RefSeq, a predicted model, not a curated record